Strongylus vulgaris is the source of this 1506-nucleotide messenger RNA. The record is from the annotation of a GenBank genome assembly. NCBI's taxonomy places the organism in Eukaryota, Metazoa, Nematoda, Chromadorea, Rhabditida, Strongylidae.
AUGCCUAUCAAUCCACCAAUGGCUGCCGUAUUUGCCAGUUACAUCAACAGAAAUCCUGGCUAUUUUCUCAAAGGGUUCAGAGACUCUCCUCACUUAGCUGAUAUUUUUCGCCAAGAGGUUUUCGAAAAGAUGCUAACUUUUCUUUUGGAAUUAGAGGGUGAACCAGCUUCAGACCCUGAGGUCAUGAACUACCAUACGGCGGUUAUGGUUCUGCUGGACAAAUGGAGUACCACAAUUAAAAAGCCACUAGACAUUAGUCUAUUAUUCGACCCAUCAAUACGGUGGUCUCGAUUCCGAAGUGAUGCCUUAUGUAUUGUUGGAUCAAAGAGUCCUGCUGCUAGUAGAAUGGUAGCCAAGGAACAAUACCCGAGCGAGUCCCAGCCACCGAAUAAAUCUGACUAUCUCUCAUUUUUGGGAGCUGGUCUUGGCGUUUUACUUACAGUUCUUGCUGUGACGUUCUACGGCGAUAUUUUUGGAGGGUUGAAGAAGCACACUAAGACUGUUGGCAAACCGCUUGUUCUGAAAGAAUCUUCCCAAAAAGCUGAAGAAGCUGAAGCCGAGCCUGUGAAAGAGUUUGAAGAAAGUACACCAGCCCUAGAAUCAUCUGCAGAUAAAUUGAAAACGGAGCCAACGACAAGUAGUACACAAGAAGUGAUUGAUUCGUCUGCAAAAUCAUUAGCAGAACCCUCGGAAGGCGCAGAGGCGCACGACAAGGAAACCGUUUAUCAGGUUUCUGUCAAGGAGGCUCAUAAAGCUACCACUUCACCCGAAACCGAGAAAACAAAAACGAGGGUUGAAGAAAAUCCAUCAACGAGGAAUGAGACCACUAAUUUUUGUGAUUUCAACCCCUAUUUGCUAGUUUACGGUUCCAAGAUUUCUGGUGAAUACAAUCUCUGUCACACUUUUCAGGGCUUCUUCGUACCGAUUGGUGAAUUACCAACCACCGUACAUGGUGGAGUUUCACUGCUGAAGGGGCGUCGUGUUGAAAAGAUCUGCCCUGACGAGAAGAAAGCUUACCUCGAUGACAAAACUUGUAUUAAAUACGACAAAUGUCUAAUUGCCACAGGUGCGCGUACUCUUAUAAUGUUAAUUGGCGGCGGUUUUCUUGGCUCAGAGCUGGCAUACAGCAUUCGCAGAAAAUACAAAAAUGUGGCAGUGAAUCAGGUGAUUGGGGAAACUGGAAAUCUCAGCGGCAUUCUUCCUGAGCACCUUUCCAUAAAAGCUGCAGAAUCUCUUCGUGAAACCGGUGUAAAUGUGAUUACAAGUGCCAAGGUAAUUGAAUUUCUUAGUUUCAAGCCGGUUCUAUUGUUAUUGGACGUUACAGAUCACAUCUGCUCAACGGAAGAAAGACGAUAUAGAGGCGGCAUAAUGACUGAUGCGGAGCUGCGAGUUCGAACGGGAAUUUGGGCAGCUGGAGAUGCUGCCUCAUUCUAUGAUAGAUCUCUGGGCCGACGACGCAUUGAGCACUGGGAGAACGCUCAGGUGAAACCUCCAUUCCGUUUUUGA